UCAGAGGGGCUGAAAAUUGCGGGGUGUUUGGCCUUUUCCCUCCCACUUCCAAAAAGCAAAAACAACAGCGCGAAGCGAGGAGCCGUCCGCCCUCGCCCUCGCUUCACCUCGCCGGCUCCGAAUGAGGGGAGCUCGGAUGUCCGGUUUCCUGUGAGCCUUUUACCUGACACCCGUCGCCUCGCUCCGGCACUGGCUGGGAGGGCGGCUUGCAAAGUUGGGAACGCGGAGCCCCGCACCCGCGCCCGCCGCCGCCGGCUCGCCCAGGGGGUUACCGGGAGGAUCUCGGGGGAGAGGGACCCGGCGGGGAGCGCAGCAGCGCAGGGGCCCCCACCGCGGCCCGGCCUCCCCAGCUCCCGCUCCUUCCACCAUGCACUUGCUGGGCUUCUUCUCUCUGGCGUGUUCCCUGCUGGCCGCUGCGCUGCUCCCGGGUCGGCGCGAGGCGCCCGCCGUUGCCGCCGCCUUCGAGUCUGGACUCGGCUUCUCGAACGAGGAGCCAGACGCCGGCGAGGCCAAGGCUUAUGCAGGCAAAGACCUGGAGGAGCAGUUACGGUCCGUGUCCAGUGUAGAUGAACUCAUGACAGUACUCUACCCAGAAUACUGGAAAAUGUUCAAGUGCCAGCUGAGGAAAGGAGGCUGGCAGCAUCAUAAAGAGCAGCCCGGCACCAACAUAAGGACAGAAGAGAACAUGAAAUUUGCUGCCGCACACUAUAAUGCAGAGAUCUUGAGAAGUAUUGAUAAUGAGUGGAGAAAGACUCAAUGCAUGCCUCGUGAGGUGUGUAUAGAUGUGGGGAAGGAGUUUGGAGCGGCCACAAACACCUUCUUUAAACCUCCAUGUGUGUCCAUCUACAGAUGUGGGGGCUGCUGCAACAGUGAGGGGCUACAGUGCACAAACACCAGCACAAGCUACCUCAGCAAGACGUUGUUUGAAAUUACAGUGCCUCUCUCUCAAGGCCCCAAACCAGUAACAAUCAGUUUUGCCAAUCACACUUCCUGCCGAUGCAUGUCCAAACUGGAUGUUUACAGACAAGUCCACUCAAUUAUUAGACGUUCCCUGCCAGCAACAUUACCACAGUGUCAGACAACAAACAAGACUUGCCCUACAAAUUACAUCUGGAAUAAUCACAUGUGCAGAUGCCUGGCUCAGCAAGAUUUUAUUUUUUCCUCCAGUGCUGGAGAUGACUCUACAGAUGAAGCUCAUGGCAUCUGCGGCCCCGACAAGGAGCUGGAUGAAGAAACCUGUCAAUGCGUCUGUAAAGGAGGGCUUCGGCCAUCCAGCUGUGGGCCCCACAAGGAGCUAGACAGAAACUCAUGCCAGUGUGUCUGCAAAAACAAACUUUCCCCCAGCUCCUGUGAGGCCAACAGAGAAUUUGAUGAAAACACAUGCCAGUGUGUGUGUAAAAGAACCUGCCCAAAGAAUCAACCUCUAAAUCCUGGAAAAUGUGCCUGUGAAUGUACAGAAAAUAUGCAAAAAUGCUUCUUAAAAGGAAAGAAGUUUCAUCAUCAAACGUGCAGUUGUUACAGAAGGCCAUGUCCAAAUAGACUGAAGCAUUGUGAGCCAGGAUAUUCAUUUAGUGAAGAAGUAUGUCGCUGUGUUCCUUCAUAUUGGAAAAGGCCACAUAUGAACUAAGAUAGUACUAUUUUUCAGUUCAUCGUUUUCGAUCUUGGAAAACUAUGUUGCCAUAUUAGAACUGUCUGUGAAGACAGAGACCUUUGGGGACCGUCGUAACAAAGACAAAACCUGUGUUUUCUGAACUGUGUGGAUAACUUUACAGAAAUGGACUGGAGCUCACCUGCAAAAGACCUCUGCUAAGACUGGUUUCUGCCAAUGGCCAAACAGCUGAGGUUUUUCUCUCAUGUUUAAAAAAAAAUAAUAAUUAAUGACUAUAUAAUUUAUUUCCACUAAAAAUAUUGUUUCUGCAUUCAUUUUUAAAGCAAUAACAAUUGGUAAAGCUCACUGUGAUUAAUAUUUUUAUAGCAUACAAAAUAUGUCUAAAAUAAAAUGAAAGUUGUAUUAUAAGCUGGUAAUUUCAGUCCAUUACCAUCUUACACGAUAAACAAAAACUGAUAUCAUGAAACCAUUGACCUUCCCUCUCUUUUUCUUUUUCCCUAACCAAAUGCCAGGUUCAGAUUGCUGUGGAAAAUUGUGAUCCUAUAAAAAAAGUUUCAGAGGCCAACAGUACGCUGUUGUAUUUUGUUUAAAUUCAUCCCUUAAAAUAUUUAAUGAUUAUAAACAUUUUAGCACAUGAUACUCUUAAAUUUAUAACAAAGUAAAUAAUACAGAACAUAUUAUCUUGUAAGAUAAUCUGCUUAGCAGGUCCAUGUGAUUGUAAGUUAUUUAGUGCCCUGGAAGCAUUCCAACUCAUAACUUGAUAUAAAGUCUUUCAGUAUAUGUUAAAAUGGCUUUAAAAUAUUUUACUCAAAAAGAAUCCUUUCCAAAUACUUAACUUCUGACUAGCUGAAAUACUUAUUUUGAACUGAAGUGCUCCUACCCAGCACACUGAAAAUAACCUGGAAAGAAAAUUUAAACAGUCAUAUAGGUUAGAAAGGAAACGUUUCAGUCACACACUGAAGUACGGGUUUCAUUCCUAAUAGGCAUCAUGCUAAAAUACUUUUCUCUGGGAGCAAUUAUUUUGCUUGCUUAAAUACAAGUAAAUUAAAAAAAAAAAUUUCUAUAGAUGUUUGAAAAUGUAAACAAAAACAUACUUUUAAAUGGUGACUAAUAAAUGCAAAGUAUUAGUAUCUACAUGCAUUGCUAUAAAAUAAAUAAUUUGUUUUUUAUAAAAUAUUUCAUUAGAAGGUUAAUGCCCUAAAAAGUACCCUCAGUGUUUUGAAUCCUAACUUUUAAAACGGGUUUUGCAUUCAGUGUUUAUUCAAUCCUAAUUAUGUGCUCUGUGCAACAUUAAAUGUAACAGUUGAUAAAGUAGGAUUUUUCAUGUAUUGGGGAAGAAAAUAAGCAGUCUUCUAAAAUGUAAAAUGUUCUCAUUGUACAUUUAUGGGCCAUGUUCUUAUUCUUUGCUAAUUAUCUACGUCUAGGUAAUUUUCAAACUUGAGAACAGGAAAAUACGGUAAGCAAAUUUGACAACAGUUGCAGUUUUCUUAAAACGUCUCUAAAAGAACAAAUUCAGGAGUGAUUAUGGAAGAAAAAAUGGAAUCUAAAUAAAUAACGUCCUUCCAUCUGUUAGAGGCAUAGACCUUCAUCCAUAAAAUGUCAUCAUCUAUGACGUUCAGCUGAGCUGUAAUUCAAUAAUUUUCAUCCCAUUUGAGCCAAAAAUGAAAGCACACGAACUUCUAAACUGUUAUUGGUGACCUGGUCAAUUAUUCUUUAGUUUCAGAAAAAAUUAAAUAAAUUUUUUUAGCUAAUCUGAAAAAAAUCUAUUCUGAGCUCCAAAUGAGCCCCCCGAGGCCACGUAAAGAAUAUUAGAACCUGAUACAAUGACUGUUAUCAGCUUAAAAAACCAUCUAAACUGUGUGCUGACAAUUAGUUUCUCAGAAUAUAUGGGUAAGCCAAAAAUAUCACUAGACCAAAAAUUAAAGCCUGAAGCAUGCCAGAAAAAAUAACGCACAGAUUUGUCCCUGGAGAUGUAAUAAUUUUGAUCAAAGGCAUGAAUAGCAUGGAUAAAGACAACACAUUGCCAGAGAUACUUGCAAGCAAUUUUAUGUGGACCAUAAAAAUCCCACAGCACUCCAUUAUAAUGAGUAAGUUUUUGGAUGCCAGUGAAGAAGGUGGACUAGAGGUAUAGCCAAGCAAUUAUGUAGAAUAUGUAGAAUAUGAAUUUGAUAGUCCCUGCAGAAAAGCCCCAAGAUACCAAUCCAGUCAAUCUAAAGGGUAAAGAUGAGAAACUCUGGAAGCCUGCAGCAGCAGUCCAUGUAUCCAAGUCCUAGAAAGUUUAUAAACAGCACUUGAUGUCCAGAAACCCAAUACUGUAUACUCUGUCUGGAAGACUCAAGAAAAACAUGUUUGGUAAAUAAUUGUGUAAGAUUUACCGUCCAGUUUUUUUUUUUUUUUUUAAUAUGGGAUUUUGGCACUUAGUAACUGAUUGAGUGAAACAGAUUUUCUAUUAGAGGUUCAGAAAGUGACCAGGAGUUUGAGAGGUGAAUAUAAGACACAUUCACUGGUGUACCCCAAAUGCACUUCUCUAAGGGAGGGAGCGAGGAACAGGCACACACCUAGGCCUUCUUCAGGGAUAUCCUGCUCUAGGGAUUUCACUCAAAGCUGAGAGAGGAGAAGUAGGAACAACAGGUGAGAGAGUUCACGUUACCUUCAUUGUUUUAGCGUAUCACCCAAGUUUAUGAACUUCCUCACGUGGUUAAUAAGCUCCCGUGUUCACCUAAUUAGGAAGUAUGAGUAGCAAGAGCUGAACAAAGGUCUCUUGGCCCACAUUUUACCUAUAUUACCAAACUAUCCCCCAAGAUCUGAGCGCUUUCAUUAUCAGAUUUUUCAAAGGAUACUUUUUAGGGACUUUACCUUUUGACCUGGAAAUGAGAAUGACGUCAAGCUAGUAUUCACUCUGCUGCUGUGGAAGAGGGAAAGUUGAUACGUCUGAUUUUUAUAUAGUAGAUAAAUUUGAGAAAGCUCUGAAUAAAUCUAAUUAUUGUACCCUAAAAAUGCGUAUAGUACACCCAGAGAACUAUUUAAAUGAAGUCUGCGAAACAGAUCUUUUUAAGUAAUUACAUCAUGUCUUUAUUGGUUCAUGUGUUUGAGUUUUUGGUAUAUUGCAUAAUUUUUUAAGUUAAUUAUUUGUUAACUUGUGGAAGUGGAAACGGAAUUUCAUGGUAUGGAAGUUUUUGUUUGUUUUAUAUAUACCAAAGUUUCACUGUUUAUGUUUCUUCAUUCCAUAGCUAACAGCUCAUUGCUUAAAGAAGCAUACUAUAUUAGAAGGAAGCCUGGAUUGGGAAUUAUGAACCAGGUUUUUAAUCCUGAUUUUUCUGCUUUAUUCCUGAACAUCACCGAGAUACUCUGAGUCCCAACAUCUUACUCUGUGAAAGGAGGAAGUUGGAUUAAAAUUAUAUGUGAGAUCCCACCUCUGAAGUUGUAACGUUUGUACUGAACUGCAUAAAGAGAGAAGUCUAAACCAGAAUAUUUUAAAGAACUCUGGGGAAACAACAUGCUUGAGAUUAAUAAACAAAUGAGAAAUA
This is a messenger RNA of Loxodonta africana (African savanna elephant), 5136 nucleotides long. It is a transcript of the gene VEGFC, whose product is annotated as vascular endothelial growth factor C. The record is from RefSeq and is a predicted model, not a curated record. The transcript is spliced from 7 exons. Gene Ontology annotation, cellular component: membrane. Gene Ontology annotation, molecular function: growth factor activity; chemoattractant activity; vascular endothelial growth factor receptor 3 binding. Gene Ontology annotation, biological process: positive regulation of angiogenesis; positive regulation of protein phosphorylation; sprouting angiogenesis. Lineage: Eukaryota; Metazoa; Chordata; Mammalia; Proboscidea; Elephantidae. Bases 368 to 1627 code for a protein of 419 amino acids.